Messenger RNA from Bombus pascuorum, 3774 nucleotides. RefSeq lists its product as uncharacterized. Gene Ontology annotation, molecular function: nucleic acid binding. The transcript has a single exon. Gene Ontology annotation, biological process: DNA integration. The coding region runs from base 1 to 3774 and encodes 1257 amino acids. The record is from RefSeq and is a predicted model, not a curated record. Lineage: Eukaryota; Metazoa; Arthropoda; Insecta; Hymenoptera; Apidae.
AUGAAUUUCAUUACCGAACGUCUUGCAAACUCUUUAGGACUUCCGCAACAGAAGUGUUCCAUCUCAAUCAAAGCCCUCGAUGUUCUAUCAACGACGUCAAAUCGUUUUAUUACAGCCACGAUCACAUCCACUAACGGAACCUACCAACGCACCUUAACAUUUCUCAUCGUACCAACAAUUUCGACAUCCAUUCCGGAUCAACCCAUAGACCGAUCAACAAUCCCAAUACCCCAGAAUAUCCAUCUUGCCGAUCCAACAUUCCAUGUACCAUCCCCAAUCGAUAUUUUGCUGAGCUCAGGGCCCACCAUUGCAUCUCUAUGUGUCGGCCAAAUCAACCUUAAUCCGCCAACAGGCCCCGACCUCCGUUUACAAAAAACACACUUCGGGUGGGUCAUCGGGGGGAGCCCGGUCUUCCCGUCAACGGCCAGGGCAUUUCACACCUUCACAGUAGAUCUUGAAACGGAUCUUACUCGCUUUUGGGAACUCAACGAGGGACCACAAACAAAACACGUGUCAGAAGCGGAUCGACGAUGCGAGGAACACUUUCAAGCGCACGUCCAACGCACCAGCGAAGGGCGAUACAUCGUCGCACUCCCGUUUAACGACAAACUUUCCUCACUCGGAUCAACUAAAACAAUGGCGAUGAAACGACUCGCCUCUCUUCAGCGCCAAUUCCAACGAGAUCGGAAAUUCGAAGCAGCAUAUCGGGCAGUAAUUCAGGAAUACGUGGAAUUAGGGCACAUGACGACAAUCGCAUCACAUCACCAAUCAGCCGAUGAACACUAUCUGCCACAUCACGGCGUAAUCAAGGACUCGAGCACAUCUACAAAGCUCCGCGUCGUGUUCGACGGAUCCGCACCGAGCACCACCGGAGUUUCUUUGAACGACACCCUUCACACAGGACCGAAGUUACAAGAGGACUUGUUCGAUAUUCUCUUGAGAUUCCGCUCUCAUCAGUAUGUUCUCACGGGUGAUAUCGAGAAGAUGUAUCGACAAUUUCUCGUACGCCCGGAAGAUCGUAAGUAUCAGAAAAUUUUGUGGCGCAAUUCGAACGGUGAAAUCGAAACUUAUCAACUCAACACCAUCACGUUCGGCCUGUCGGCCGCACCCUACCUAGCUAUCCGAUGUCUCAAACAAUUGGCAGACGAUGAAGGACAUCGAUUUCCGCGAGCUUCGUCAGUCUUGCAGCGGGAUUUCUACGUCGACGACGCCCUUACCGGGGCUGACACGAUGAGCGAGGCGUUGUCAAUCAGAACAGAACUCACCGAACUUCUCCAACUGGCCGGCCUGAAAAUCAGAAAAUGGGCAUCCAACAACCGCGAACUACUCAACGGACUAUCGGACCACGACAUAAACCAAAACCUACAAUUGGGUGAGUCCCAACCAUUAAAGACACUUGGAGUUUUUUGGAGGUCCUCCGAUGAUUCAAUCCUUUACUCGGUCGCCGCCAUGGCCAAUAUUCCUCACGUUACCAAACGAUCGAUCAGCUCCGUAAUCGCUAGGAUUUAUGAUCCUUUAGGACUGCUCGCGCCAGUAAUUGUUCGAGCAAAAAUAUUACUACAGAGAGUCUGGGCACUGAAGGUCGAUUGGGAUGAAUCACUUCCCGCAGAUUUCCAUUCCGAAUGGAGCCGCUAUUAUUCCCAAUUAGCGCUCCUGAACAAUAUCUCGUUCCAACGCAAGGCAAUAAUCGGAUCCGCAAAAGAAAUCGAAAUGCAUGGUUUCUGCGAUGCAAGCGAGAAAGCAUACGGAGCUUGCGUUUAUCUACGAACCGUUAAUCCUGACGGCCACGUGCAGGUCCAGCUUUUAGCUGCAAAAUCAAGGGUAGCUCCGCUCAAGUCCCAAACCAUUCCUCGGCUUGAAUUGUGCGGAGCCCUUCUUCUUACGUCCCUGAUGUCUACCAUACAACAGGCUCUAUCGCGCAAUGUGUCUCGAGCCGUCUACUGGACCGACUCCACCAUCGUCCUCCAUUGGAUAAGCACGUCUCCUCACACACUGAAAACAUUUGUUGCCAACCGAAUCUCCGAAAUCCAGACUAGAACUAGUUCGCACGAUUGGCGCCAUGUUCCGACCAACGACAAUCCCGCGGAUCUAAUCUCGCGAGGACAAACGCCUGAGGAAUUUCUACGCCCGACUAUUUGGCAACACGGUCCUGAAUGGCUCCAACUGUCUGAAGAACACUGGCCGACAUGUACACUGCCACCACAAACGGAAUUACCGGAACAAAAACGAGCAACCUGUAUGUCCGCAACCCCCGCCGAUCAUGGAUUUCUAGAAAGGUAUUCAUCUUGGCCUAAGUUGAUCAGGAUCAUCGCUCGCUGUCUCCGUUGGAAACAUAAACAUAACCCGACUACACCCAUCACGGCAACUGAAUUAAAUACAGCCCACAACAAGAUCAUCAAACUAUUGCAAGGCAUCUAUUUUUCCGCAGAAAUACGUGCGCUCCAGAAGGAUCGAGACGCAACAAUAAAGGGAAAGCUCACGCGACUCAACCCGUUCAUAGAUAAGGAAGGCAUAUUACGCGUAGGCGGCCGACUUAGUCAUUCACUGAUACCUUUUCCUCAAAAACAUCCUAUAAUCUUGCCUAAGUCAUAUGUUACAGCACGCAUUAUCGAUCAUGCACACAACGUCCACAUGCACGCAGGAACACAAGCUACGCUGUACGCCGUACGACGAAGAUACUGGCCCAUCGACGGUCGAAGUCAAGUUUGGCAUACGAUCAAGAGCUGCGUCCGUUGCUGCCGCGCUCAUCCACCGCCGGUGGAUUACAUUAUGGGUGAUUUACCUGAGGCGAGAGUGACCGAGUCACGCCCAUUCACGAACGUCGGCGUCGACUACUGCGGACCAUUCCAUAUCAAGGAAAGGAGAGAUCGCAACCGCCGCCAGGUCAAGGCAUAUGUUGCCAUCUUUGUAUGCUUAGCGGUUAAGGCGGUGCAUAUCGAACUCGUCGGCGAUCUCAGUAGCGAGGCCUUCAUCGCCACACUCCGAAGGUUCAUCGCUCGACGCGGGUUUUGCUCUACCAUCCAUUCCGACAACGGCACAAACUUUGUUGGCGCGAACAACGAAUUACGUGAGCUUCACGAACUCCUACGAUCGGACGAUCAUAAUUCCAAGGUGGCCUCAUUUCUGUCAGAUAAGCACAUUGAAUGGCAUUUUAUUCCCCCUCAUACCCCGCACUUCGGCGGACUCUGGGAAGCAGCGGUAAAGUCAUUUAAACGUCAUCUCAAACGCGUAAUCGGCAACGAGUUACUCACCUUCGAACAAUUCAACACCCUCAUUAUUGAGAUUGAGGCAAUCCUCAACUCACGACCGUUAACUCCGAUAUCCUCCGAUCCGAACGAUCUCCUAGUCCUCACUCCCGGCCAUUUCCUCAUCGGCGAUUCACUAAUGAGUUUACGGGAGCGAGAUUUCAGAGACGUCCCUUCCAAUCGGCUCUCCAGAUGGCAACAUCUUCAGCAGAUCAGGCAACAUUUUUGGAAUCGCUGGCAUAAGGAAUAUUUAAACGAAUUGAGCAACCGCAGCAAAUGGAACAAGGGUGGGCACAACAUCCAGGAAGGCGCAAUCGUCAUCCUCAGAGAGGACAAUGUGCCCUCUAUGCAGUGGCCUCUGGGACGAGUUAUCAAGGUCCAUCCAGGCGACGAUGGUGUCAUCCGAACGGCUACGAUUCAAACGGCGAAAAACAUCUUGGAUCGAGGCAUCAAAAGACUUGUCCCACUGCCAAUCCAGCCUGACUUCGAGGAAUCCGGACAAUCAGCAGUUGAGACGAGGGGGCAUUAG